Nelumbo nucifera (sacred lotus) is the source of this 869-nucleotide messenger RNA. RefSeq lists its product as uncharacterized. NCBI's taxonomy places the organism in Eukaryota, Viridiplantae, Streptophyta, Magnoliopsida, Proteales, Nelumbonaceae. The record is from RefSeq and is a predicted model, not a curated record.
UCUGCACGUAUUGUCCAGCGGAAAGGGGGAUCAAACGGUGCACUAUAUAAGUGGUCCAUUCGUGCAGUGUCUCUUCAUUUAAUAUUGGACAGCGACACCCGUGAGAAAUGCCGAUGAGAGUUUAAUAGGUGGUUGAUUUCACCGGCCUUCGCCUUCCCUUCUUAUUUACCGGCGAUACAAAGAAGCUCUCUCCCGUCUCUCUGUGAUUCCGGGAGAGAAGAAGAAGAUAAAGUUGGUGAGGUGUAAGAUGGAAGGGGUGUCUGUGAAUUUAUUGAAGGGGUGGAAGGGGUACUGGAAGAGAAGAGAGUACGAGCGGCUGGACGGGAGUGGCCGGCGUCGAAAGGCCCGGGUGGAGUUAACGACGGUACGUCUGAACAGAAGGAAGCGGUUCUGGCGUAUCAGGAUCACGCCGAAGCUCCGGCUCAUCCGCAUCCCUUCCCCCAAGAAGCUUCUCAUACGACUUCGAGAUGCGUACGUGAGGAUGAUGCUUGGGUUCGCCAACACCGGCGUGUUCAGCAAUGGGUUUGGUGGGGGUGGAGCGGUCGGAGCUGGGUUUGCGAGGCCACCCUUGAAGGAGUACGAUGAGGCGGUGCUGGUUCAGAUCUAUAAGUCGUUGAUGGCUCAGGGACAGUUACUGCCUCGCGACGCCGGGAGACUAGCUGCCGAGAUCUCAUGUCGACGACGCUGAUUAUAUUAUAUUAAAUUAAAUAUGGGGUUUCUUCGGUUCUUCCUCUUACUUCCUAUUUUUCUUUUAUUUUUAAGUCUUUCUUAGCUUGUUUUCUCCGUCUAUGCUCUUCUCUUAAACUGUAAUUAACAAUAAUAAAAUUAAAAUGCUAUAAAUUAUCUGCUGCACUGUCUAUUUUGCUCCA